ACUGUCUCGUGUAGUGUCGUCCCAUUAAUUUCAUUUCGUCUCUUGGUUUCAUCGAAAUCCAGCCUCAUGGAUUACUUUAAAACCUCUACAUGGUUUCUAGUUUUUCUAUAUAAAAAAAGUUAGAGUUGUCUCUCUUUUAUUUCAAUGCAUGUCAUGUUAGAGUCUUAAUAUUAUUCUCUAUAUAACUCUAGUUUUCAUUUGUGUAGAGAGAAAUCUCAUCUAAAUUUAGUGAUAUAUAUCCCAUAAAAAAAUGGAAGAUGAAGAGAAAGCUUUUAUUGCUAAAGAUGUCACUGAAUUGAUUGGUAAAACACCAUUGGUAUAUCUGAACCAUGUUGUAGAAGGUUGUGUAGCUCGAAUUGCAGCAAAGUUAGAGAUGAUGGAGCCUUGUGCUAGCGUCAAAGACAGGAUUGGAUAUAGCAUGAUUAGAGAUGCAGAAGAAAGGGGUCUCAUCAUUCCUGGUAAGAGUGUUCUUAUUGAGCGUACAAGUGGAAACACUGGGAUUGGGCUAGCAUUUAUAGCAGCCAUAAAGGGAUAUAAGCUAAUAAUAGCAAUGCCAGCUUCAAUGAGUCUUGAAAGGAAAACCAUUCUACGUGCUUUUGGAGCUGAGCUUGUUCUCACUGACCCAACUAAGGGAUUGGAAGGAGCCCUUGACAAGGCCAAAGAAAUACUUGCAAAAACACCCAAUGGUUACAUGCUUCAACAAUCUGAAAACCCUGCCAACCCAAGGAUCCAUUAUGAGACUACUGGACCAGAAAUUUGGAAAACCUCCGGUGGGAAAGUUGAUGCUCUUGUUUGUGGGAUAGGUACUGGCGGUACUAUUACAGGUGCUGGAAAAUUUCUUAAGCACAAAAACCCUCAAAUUAAGCUCUAUGGUGUUGAACCUGCUGAAAGUGCUGUCCUGUCUGGGGGUAAACCUGGUCCACAUAAGAUCCAAGGAAUUGGUGGUGAAGUUAUUCCAGAAGUUUUGGACAUCAAUCAAGUUGAUGAAUUUGUUCAAAUAUCAAGUGAUGAAGCUAUAGAAAUGGCCAGACUUAUUGUACUAAAAGAAGGCUUAUUGGUUGGAAUAACAUCUGGUGCAGCCGCAGCUGCAGCAAUUAAGAUAGCAAAGAGGCCAGAAAAUGCUGGCAAACUCAUUGUGGUUGUGUUCCCCAGCUCAGGAGAGCGUUAUCUUUCUACCGUGCUUUUUGAGUCUUUGAAGAAAGAGGCAGAGAAUAUGGUCUUUGAGCCUUAAAGUUAAAUGUUUAAUUAUCUGAUAUGUUAAUUGAGAGAAAACAAUAAUUUCUUUUAGUUUUAAAACUUAAUUGCUUUGAUGUCUUAACUUAAUAUGCGAGAUUGGGAAUCAAAAUUGAAGUUGUGUUUGAGGUUGUCA
Molecule: messenger RNA, 1369 nt
Organism: Cannabis sativa
Lineage: Eukaryota; Viridiplantae; Streptophyta; Magnoliopsida; Rosales; Cannabaceae
Product: cysteine synthase
Exons: 11
Coding region: 251-1231 (326 amino acids)
Cellular component (GO): cytoplasm
Molecular function (GO): cysteine synthase activity
Source: RefSeq, a predicted model, not a curated record